CAGACUUGAAAAAUAAAAGAUCGUAUUAUCUUAAAUCAAGUGUAUUGUUUUCUUAUUGAGACAGUCAAAAAUAACAAUUUAUAAAUUGUUGUAUGAAAAUUUGAUUAUAAACAUCACAUUUUCUAAAAAAUGGAUUUAAAAGCUGUAGUUGUUUCUGGAGAAGCUCCAGAGUCUGACGAUGAUGCAUCAAACAUUGUCACUGGCCUAGGAUUCCCUACAAUGAGAACACCAUCCACAUACUGCGGUACUAUUAUCUCAGGCGAAGCUCCAGAAUCUGAUGAUGAUUUAACAAGUUUAAGUAGUAUUAGCGGAGCGGUAGAUGCCAUGGCAUGUCCUCCUUACACAGAUCUUAAAAUACCAAGAUCUAAAAAAAGUUCCAUCAAGUAUAAUAGUUUACUUCAUAAAAAGUUAUACGAAUGCAAUGAAACCUUGGAUAGAGACAUUCUGCAAAUGACCGAGGGCGCAAUCACAACCAGUGUACAAGAAUUGUCAGCUGUUAAUCGACAAUUGCUGAGAAGUGAAUUGGUGUUACAAGAGGCUGUGUGUCAAUUACGCAAUGCAUCCGGUCGGAUGAAGGAUGCCUCCGACGCUCUACAUCAACUCAUAGACGACAACUUCUUGCAUUCCGUUAAAAUUUAACUUUUAUUAAACUUAUUAAGUGCAUUUCUAUUCUUAAGAUAUACAUGUAGCAAUGAGUAACAGGUAUGUGCUUACAAGGGACGUCACACAACUGUCCUGUACCGAUUUGAUUUUCUGUGAAAUAUGUCGUUAAAUGCAAAAAUCUAAAAGACACGUAUUUUUUUCGUUCCUUAGAUUUUUGUGUUUAGCAACAUAUUUCACGGAGAAUCAAAUCGGUACCGGACAGUUGUGUGACGUCCCUUAUUAGUAUAUAAUGUCAUGGUACCGUGCAUUAGAUGCCGGUGUUAAAAAAAAAAUGCGCUUUCCUCUUUGAGAUCUGGGACAUUGUUGAGCAUUAAUCGAUCUUCCCUUUAACUGGCAGUACUAUUUAAUGCGUCCUUUUUAUACUUUCCAACGCGUUGUCUCGUUUGUCUCGAGAAUAGUAUCAAUCACAUCAAUUUAUUAUAAACUAAUAUCCUAAGAUCGAUCUGUGGAACAAAACGUAUUACGCCUGAUAUUUAACGAUACAUUUGAUCAUACAGUGAGAUAGCAAAUAGUUCGAUACUGGCUAUUGUCUUGCCUACCAUUUCGUAAAUUUCAAUCGGAGUGGUGGCACAAAUUCUAAUACAAAUAUGUAUAAUGCGAUUAUAGUGCGCAAGAGGCUGGUGAUAAUUAUAUAUAUUACGAUAUAUGUGUAUAUAUAUA
Molecule: messenger RNA, 1323 nt
Organism: Trachymyrmex cornetzi
Lineage: Eukaryota; Metazoa; Arthropoda; Insecta; Hymenoptera; Formicidae
Exons: 5
Coding region: 130-639 (169 amino acids)
Cellular component (GO): BLOC-1 complex
Source: RefSeq, a predicted model, not a curated record